Molecule: messenger RNA, 432 nt
Organism: Vicia faba (fava bean)
Lineage: Eukaryota; Viridiplantae; Streptophyta; Magnoliopsida; Fabales; Fabaceae
Source: the annotation of a GenBank genome assembly
AUGCAUCAAGCAGCAGAUAGGGUCAAACUACAAUUUGGCCAUUUACAAGGGAUACCUGAAGAACCUCGAUGCCUUGCUGAACACCAUAAGAUGACAACAAUAAAAGCGCGCCAAAAAGCAUAUACCACAUUAUACUCUGAUGAACAAAACUGUUGGUUGCAUCGAGAAUUGUUUAUGUUGGAUGGAGAUCAAUUACAAAUAGAGAGAAACCAUCAAAUGAGUACAUGCAAUGGUAUCACUCGCUUCCACAUAGAUAUGCAUCGUACGAACAAUUUCUCACUUGCCCUCGUCAAAAUCAAUAUGCCCCUACUCAGGCAAGUGGCUCUCAACAACCUCACCACUCACAACAUUCUCAACCUCCUCAUCCCCAAUCCUUCCAACAACAAACUCCUCACUUUUCCCAACAUCAAACACCCAUCCCCAUUAUCCUGA